Strongylocentrotus purpuratus (purple sea urchin) is the source of this 7268-nucleotide messenger RNA. RefSeq names its product ubiquitin-protein ligase E3C (gene ube3c). Bases 426 to 3644 code for a protein of 1072 amino acids. Gene Ontology annotation, biological process: ubiquitin-dependent protein catabolic process; protein polyubiquitination. Gene Ontology annotation, molecular function: protein binding; ubiquitin protein ligase activity. The record is from RefSeq and is a predicted model, not a curated record. The transcript has 22 exons. NCBI's taxonomy places the organism in Eukaryota, Metazoa, Echinodermata, Echinoidea, Camarodonta, Strongylocentrotidae.
GGUAACUAAAAUUUUCAGCGACCCGGAAGCGGAAGUGGGCUUUCAUCAAUCUUGGUCAUGUUAUUUAUAAAGUUCAGCUGGAGAGCUCUGCGAUCAAUGAAAUCCCCGAAUCAUCGCGCAGAGUGUUCGAGAAAAGGACCGAUUUAGCAUUUUUUAAAGAGCAGAAUCAGGAAUAAAUUAAAGAACCAAGAAUUGGUGAGCCGGUGAGCCAUUUACACAGUAAAAGUCUAGCUGUAGGCCUACUCAGGUUCGUUAAUAUAUUGUAUUCGGUGAUUUACCGUAUUUUUGCCGGUUGACAUGAUAAUUUGAUAGUUUUGAUACAGACUGGCAUCGCACAACCAGUCAGCCACAGUACCGUACCUUGCAAGUUGCAGUGCAUGCAGUGCAGGUUUUCUUGUUAGUGCUGUUUGGAGCGCAGUAAUACCAUGUUCAGCUUUGAAGGGGAAUUUCGCAGGAAGCCAGUAGUUUCCAUGCGAGGUGCCAGCAAAAAGGAAAUGACAGCAUCACUGCUCCAGAGAAACCAAGAGGAAAGACAGAAGAGAGAGGCUGAGCGGAAUCGUCUGAGAAGUGCCGUUAAAAUGCAGUCCUUUGUGCGGGGCGCCAUCUGCAGGCGGAAGCUGAUGCGUUUCUACAGAGGGAAGUGGGAGGAGCUGAUGAAAAGCGUUCAUCAGCAGCAAGUUGACUCUCAGACCCUUGAUGCGCUUCUUAGGCUUCUCCUUCGAUUUUAUAGUGAGAAACAGGAUGUCCAGAGAUUGACGUGGUUGUGUCAAACAAUGUUAAAGCAGAGAGAGAAGAGUAUUGGCCUGUUGAAGCAACAGCAUCAGACCUGGCUCUAUCAGACGAUGCACAUUCUCAGGCUCUGCUGCAGUCUCCUGGAAGCACCCUCUUCUACCCCAGUUGCAAUGCCCCUCCGUAUGCUGGAGGUCUACACAGAUGUUACUACCUACACUCAAAAUGGAAUCACCCUGGAUGAUGCAAUAAAAACCAUAGCUGCCCUUCAAAUGUACCUAGUGCAAAAUGGUUAUUACAAGAAUCUCAGGGGUUUUAUCAAUGAGAGACUCCCCCCUGGAAUUGAUGUGUCACAUCCUCCACCUUUAGCUCAAACCAGCCUUGACCUCACCUUGAGACCUCUCAAAGUCACAGGUCAACACCCAGCCUUCAAAGUUCAAAGAAAUAUAGCCUUGUGUUCUCUGUGCCAAGAACUGCUGUGCCGGCAGUCUACGGAUCAAAUCAGUGAGUUCCUUAUACCUGCACUGGCCCAGAGGGAGGGUGGUAUACCGCCGGAACAGCUCCUUGCAGCCCUCCUACCAUCAUUGACUGAUGGCACAGAUGAACAGAAUAUGCAGUUAGGGGUGGAGCCAUCGCCAUGGUUACUGUAUGCUGUUAUGACCAUAGUGGGGCCUUAUGUUGAUCAAUUUCCUUCAGACCUUGUGAUCCGAUACCUACUUCUUCUUAAGAUCCUCUUACCCACGUUGCCUAGCGCUGAGAGACUCUAUCAUAUGCUUGCCGCUGAUGAAGAUUCCGACAUGGAGGAAGAUGUAGAGAGAGAUAUCGGAGAGUUUGGUAGCGCUUCCACUAUCUCAGAGAUACGUGAGCAGUGCGUAAGACAGGUCAACUCUCCUGCUCACGUCCAAUGUCUCAUCGCUACAACAACGCAUGGCAAUGUGGCAGCCUUGACGGCGCUGUGUACCUUAUGUCAUUCACUGAUGGUGGAUCACAAGCUUCAUGUACCCAGGACUAGAUUACUGUACUCUCUUGCAAUUAACAAGUCAUUCUUGAGGCAUCUCUGGAUUACAUUGAAGAGUGUUUCAUCAGUAUCAGUAACAGGGGCCCGCAUCCCCUUGCUGCAGACGAUAGCAAGAGGAAUAGAUCUUCCAUCAACCGACAUCAAUCGUAUCAUCCCUCUUCUCUCUGUCUUCUGCUCUCUCUUUGGUCAUCUUCUCAUGUCUCUCCAUGACUCAGAGUUCUAUGGUGAUGAUGCAGAUUCAAACCGGAACAGCCUAAUGCCAUUCACCCGUGAGGAGCUGGUGCACAUGAGCUGGGCUUUACGCAACACCUGCUUGGGAAUGGUGGAGCUAGCUUACCCUGAGACUACCCCAUCGGUCACAUCGGACUACUCCCUAGCUAUGGCCAGCGUAGGGGUCAGACAGAGGGUUGACCCUAAGAAAGCAGAGAAGGUCAUGGCAACAUGGCUUCAUGUCUUCAAGGUUACAACUCAACUGAUCAAGCAGCUCCAUUCUCGUGAUAUCAGGCGGCCAUUCUGUCCACACAACCAUUGGCUGGCUCCAAAUGUCCACGUCUUUGCUGAAAGGUCGCGAGGUGUGAGAGGUCAUGGAGGUAGAAUGUACCGGCCGAGGAGACUGCAGUUCUUGGCUCAACCAAACCUAGAGGAUGAGGAAGGUCCGCCUCCAUCCACCCACAUGGCUAGACGUCUGGUCAUCCUGGCUGAGAUGCCCUUUGUGAUCCCCUUUGAAGAGAGAGUCCAGGUAUUUCGAGACUGGGUAUUGGCUGAUAAGCACGACUCACAGGGGGAGUUUGCUGGCUUCUUACCGGGUAAAUCCAUUGACAUCAUCAUCAGGAGAAACUACAUCUAUGAAGAUGCUUAUGACAGACUGAGACCAGAGAAUGAACCUGAUUUGCGUAAAAAGCUUCGGGUGACCCUGAAGAACGCCCAGGGCCUAGACGAGGCUGGGAUUGAUGGUGGAGGCGUUACCCGAGAGUUCCUUUCUCAGCUCCUGAUGUCAGCCUUUGAUCCCAACAGAGGCUUCUUCAGGACGACAACCGAUGAACUGCUCUACCCUAACCCACAGUCGGCCAUGCUGAUGGAAGACUUCACCAAGCAUUAUUACUUUAUUGGCAGGAUACUAGGAAAGAUUUUGUAUGAGAACCUGUUGGUAGAGAUCCCCUUUGCAAGUUUCUUUCUCUCCAAGAUACUGAGCAGACAUACCAAUGUAGACAUCCAUCAUUUAGCUUCCCUAGAUCCUCUUAUGUACAAGAAUCUACUAUUUCUGAAGGACUACCGGGGAGAUAUCUGUGACCUUGGAUUGACAUUCACAGUCAUGGACAAUGACUUUGGAGAAGCACAGGUUCAUGAUCUGAAGCCUGGUGGUUCUGACAUUCCAGUCACAGCAUCUAACAGGAUAGAAUACAUCCAUCUCAUGGCUGACUUCAGGCUCAACAAACAGAUCCGGCCUCAUAUCCUGGCCUUCCGACAGGGCCUCUCCGACGUCAUUGAUCUCGAGUGGCUCCGCAUGUUCAAUCACCAGGAGCUCCAGGUGCUCAUCUCCGGUGCCUCCAUGCCAAUCGAUGUCGAGGACCUCCGCCAGCACACCAACUACUCUGGGGGUUACAAGGAUGACAGUCCCGUCAUCGGCAACUUCUGGCGAGUGGUGGAGAGGCUGACGAAUGCUCAACGGAGGCAUCUGCUCAAGUUUGUGACCAGCUGCUCCAGACCUCCUCUUCUAGGCUUCAAGGAACUCUACCCAGCGUUCUGCAUUCACCAUGGUGGUAGUGAGCUUGACAGGCUACCCACAGCCAGCACCUGUAUGAACCUCCUCAAGUUACCAGAGUUCAGCGAUGAGGAAACCCUGAGAGAAAAACUACUCUAUGCCAUUGAAUCAGGAGCUGGCUUUGAGCUGAGCUGAGUGCAAAAAGGAUGUAUAUUUGUGACAAAUACCAGACAUGUGUAUUUAUACCUCUAUAAGCGACUGGAGUUCGUUGAUGAGCAGAUCCUGAGAGAGAAAUUGUGCUAUGCCAUUGAAUCAGGAGCUGACCUCAAGCUGAGGUGAGAGCGUAACAGACCUUACGUUCAUGGCAAAUAGCAGACAGAUGUGUUUGAACCUCCUCAAACUACCAGAGUUCAGCGAUGAGGAGACUCUGAGAGACAAACUGCUCUAUGCCAUUGAAUCGGGAGCUGGAUUUGAGCUGAGUUGAGUGCAAAGAGGACUGUUAUUCAGGGAAAUAGCAGACAGAUAAGUACAGAAGAGCAUACAGGGGUAUGAGAGCUGCUUUAUUCAACCAAAGCAAGGUCGCGCUUGGCCAAAUAUCUAUAUGAUGGAGAAGAUACAUAGAGAAGAAUGAUGCUGUAUGCCCUCAGAAGAAAAAAAAGAGUGGCAUUUAGGGGAGAUGAGUAGACUCUGAAUGAACGUUCAUGGAAAAUAGUUUCUACAGAGAGAUACUAGAUAUUUUCAAGUUGCUCAUGCGUGGGUAUAUAGAGGGCAGCAAACUGAGCCAAUGGGUAUUACGCUCCUUGCGUACUAGUGUCCCUUUGUGCGUACGUCCGCACGGGUGCGUAAUACCUGUUUGCUCAGUGUUCGCCAAGUUGCCUAAUUCACAAACGACUAUAUACCAAGGCAUGAACAUCUUUCAAAGGAGCAUGCAGGAUGAGGAAGUCUUCUCUGUGUGAUCAAAGUGAGGUAUGAGGAUAGCAAGGAAAACUGUAAAUACUUCUAUGGCAUUUAUACCAAAUAUGUAUAUACAAUGUAUAAAAGAGAAAGUGCAACAGAAAAUGUGCUCAAUGCUAUGAAAUCUAGGCGUGGCAAGAGCUAGGGGCUGAAAGGGUGUCGACUCAUUUUUGUUCAGCAUUAACUAAACACCCUUCUGGCUCUCAGCUAUCAUGUUUAUGCCUUUUUGUUUAUAAUUAUUGUAUGUAACACCAAUGGGAAACAAAUUUCUGUAUUAUGAUAUACGGACAAUAGGAACUUGAAUAUUGAAUAUUGAAUCUUUACAGGAUCUCAUAGCACAAGAGAUAUUUAUAGUACCUAUGAUGAAGUAGAGAGAAAAUAUCCAAUAUGUCUCCCGAUUCGAAUGAAAUAUGAUACUGAAUUAAAAGAAGGAGGUAAUGUGUAAAGUAUUGUGCUAAAAUAAAUUUUAAUUUCCUGCUUCCUGAAGAAAAUUUAGCAUUUUCAUUUCUUUUAAAUUUAUAUUUAAUGAUAUGUAUAUCUCUCAUGUGACUCUACAGUAUGUAGUUCUCUUGCACAUUUUUUUCAUUGUGUUUGAUAGUAGUAAUAUAUCAAUAAAAAUUUAUGAAUUUGUAUUCGGAUGUUUAGUUACCUUCUAAAAGAAGAAAUGUCAUAAAAAUGUAAGGAAGUUUACUUCACAAGAGCCUUUAGAGUUGAUUGGUAUCAGAUUUCUGAAAGUCCCCCAAAUGUAGACUUUGAGUAUAAACUUUAUUUUGAGCAUGACAUGUUUUGCCCAAUAUGCUCUUAGCCCAAGGGUGCCCAUUAUCAUUCAAUUUUUUUUUUCUUCUUUGUGGUUUCAAUUAAUAUGUACCGGGGUAAUUUUGUUCUCUUGCGAAGAAUUCCUGAAAUUCCCCAAAUCUUAGCUAUGCCCUAUAUUUUGAGCAUGAUGUGCUUUGGCAAAUAUGCUCUUAGCCCAAGGGUGUCCCUUAUUCAAAUUUUGGUUUUUGCUGUUGUUGUUUUCAUUGUAAUGUGUUCCUCUUAUUUACCCUCUUGUGAAGAAUUCUUAAAGUUCCCCAAAUCGAGGUUAUGACCUACCAUAUAUUCUGAUCAUGUUGUGCUUUGGCCAACACUCAAUUCCCUUAUUCAAAUUUUGGUUUUUGCUGUUGUUGUUUUCAUUGUAAUGUGUUCCUCUUAUUUUCCCUCUUGUGAAGAAUUUUUAAAGUUCCCCAAAUCGAGGUUAUGACCUACCAUAUAUUCUGAUCAUGUUGUGCUUUGGCUAACACUCAAUUCCCUUAUUCAAAUUUUGGUUUUUGCUUUUGUUUUUUUAGGCCUGAUGAAAACCCGAUUUAAAUCGGUUUCCCGAUUUUUUUUUUUCUUCCCUCUUUUAUCCUGAUUUUACCGAUUUCCCAGUUAUUUUCUCUAAUCUUCCCUAUUUUGCCCUAUUUUUCCCCCAAUUUUCUUACUCGGAAGGGGGGAAUGUUGUUAGAUGCCAUUUUUUCCCUGCGAAUCCUCUUCUCUUUUUUUACUCAAGGGGGGCGUGGUUGAGGGGAAAACCAAAAACCUUUUUUUUUUUUAGUGCUCACUAUCGCCCCUGUCUUUUCAUUGUAAUGUGUUCCUCUUAUUUUCCCUCUUGUGAAGAAUUCUUAAAGUUCCCCAAAUCAAGGUUAUGACCUACCGUAUAUUCUAUGCAUGGUGUGCUUUGGCCAACACUCGAUUCAAUCCAGGCAAGGCGCAUUUAGCCCAAGGAUGCCCAUUAUCGAUCAAAAGACUGAAUUACUUGCAUUAUAUCACUCAAUGUUUUUGUUUUCUUCCUCAUUUUUCCUCUUUUCUGCCAAUGUCUGAAUACAAGCUAGCAGUACCUGGCCUCUACUGGCAAGGUUUAUUGUCAAUAACCAACCAUCUGUAGCCAAAAUUUCAUUCAUGGAGCAAUACUCUGAGCCUGAAUAUUCACAUGACCAAACUGAAAAGAUACCCUCCAAAUUAUGAUGAACUACAUAAAGUUAUUUAGUGUAAUCAGUGUCUAGUACUGCCUACUACAUGUAUGCACACUUCUGAUAUGUUGCAUUUUAAACAAGCCUUGUGAAAGCCAAUGGCAGUGUCUUCAUUUGAUUAAACACAUGGCCAUGUAGUAGUAAAAAUAAAUGGUAUAUUGAUUGUUAAAUUUGAUGCCAAUACCUCAAUGAAAAUUGUAAUUAGUUGAAAUUAUUAAUUGGACAAAUAGAUCUUGUCAACUAUUACAAUAUUUGUAUUGCAAGUAUCAAGUUUAAAACAGAAGAUGAUCCAAAUUAUUGAAUUUUUUCAUGACAUAUUUAUUUAUCACAGUAUGUUAAUUCUUGUUUAGUAAUUCUCAUUCUCCUUGUACUUAUGAGUAAAUAAUUUCUGUAUGGAGCCUUUGUUAUAAAUACAUCUUUUAUAUCUGGGAUAAUUUUUCAAAAGGGGACUUCUAAAACUUUAUACAAACUAAACCCAAUCAUUCUUUUUAGUGAAUUAUGAUACAAGUUAAUGUAAAGUACAUGAAACGUGUGAUGUAUUAAUAUUUAGGAUUGGGAAUUUUAAUAGCGCUCCUAUCCACUGAGCAACGUGCUAAAGGCACUCCAUCAAUACGUAGUUGUUAUUUAGUAUGUUUUAGUGUGUAUCACUAAUGUGAAGAUAACCUUAAUUUGUGGUUAAUAAUUUUUUGGAAGUUAAUCAGUUUUUUUCCUUCUAUUUCUUUUCAGUACUUAUGUGUGUAUUUCCUACACUGUAAUUCUAUUUACUGGUACAUAUUAUUUUCUUCUUAUUUAUGAAACAUGGAUGCACAAUGGAAUGAUGUUUGUUAUAUUUGUAUUGUAUACUGUAUUAAAUACAAACAUGGUUAUUUAAUCGGCA